CAAAGCAGUCGCAGUUCGUGAGAAGUCUCUACGAAAAGUGCAAUCCGAGACCGACAACGAAAAGACACCUUUUCACAUUUCUCGUCGCGUACAAAGCAACCACACCAAUGGCGUCGCUGUGCGGAAGAAUUGUCCUGGCUGCGGCCAAGCGAAAUGUGACCUACACGCCGGUUCGAUUUUGCAAAAUGAUGAACGACCCAAUUGAGCAUGCCACCGGUAUCGAGAAGCGUGAACUGCUGGCCAAGCAAGCAGGCAACCCAGAUCCGUUCGAUAUGCGUGUGUUCAAGCGCGGACCGGGUACCAAGGAUAGCCCCAACCUGAUUCCAUCGGCAUUCGAUGCCCGUCUAGUCGGCUGUGUUUGCGAGGAAGACCAAACCUACGUCCAGUGGAUGUGGCUGCACCAGGGCCAGCCGAAACGUUGCGAAUGCGGACACUGGUUCAAAUUGGUGGAGAAAGCUCCGGUCUAAACAGUGGCAUUAAAAGAUUCACCCUGCCACCCUGUGCUGUAGAAAUGAAAAGCAAACUAACUAAUAUUUAAAUCCUGGAGAGCAUUACCUACGCGAAAUAAAGAGAUAUCCAGAUCGUUAAAAACCACCCACACCAACUUGGGGGAAAAUCCGUAUGUUCUACAGUGAACAAAACUCAAGAAGCAAUCAAUAUUCAUGCGAAAGGAAAUGCGUUCAUGGAUUCGUCUGGUUCCGCUCGGCCAUAAGAAUUGAAAACGUUCCAACUCAAACGAAAAUCAAUAGCAAUCCAUUCUUUGGCUACCAACAGGCUACAAAAGCUUCUACUGCAGGAUACGUUUCCAUAUGUGUUGUCUGCUAAAACAACCCCGUUCACCCUACAGCAAAAUUAUGAUAGCAAAACCAAUUUAGUGUUAUCCAAUAAAAAAAUAAUUUUAUUGAAA
Molecule: messenger RNA, 907 nt
Organism: Anopheles moucheti
Lineage: Eukaryota; Metazoa; Arthropoda; Insecta; Diptera; Culicidae
Product: cytochrome c oxidase subunit 5B, mitochondrial-like
Exons: 4
Coding region: 108-467 (119 amino acids)
Biological process (GO): mitochondrial electron transport, cytochrome c to oxygen
Cellular component (GO): mitochondrial envelope
Source: RefSeq, a predicted model, not a curated record